AUGCUCCCCGAAGCCAGUUCCCUGUGGCUACUUCGGCUGCUCCGGGACGUUCAACUGGCCCAGUUUUACCGGCCAAUCCUUGAGGAGCUUAACGUCACUCGGCCAGAACAUUUUGAUUUUGUGAGGCCUGAGGACCUGGACAACAUUGGCAUGGGCAGGCCUGCCCAGCGCAGGCUUGCUGAAGCCCUGAAGAGGUACCGCUCGGGUGUCAAGUCUAAGAACUGGGUCUACAAGAUCCUUGGAGGGUUUGCACCUGAACAGAAGGAGAUGGCUCCACGCUCAGACAGUCUUCAGUGUCUCCACGAGCCAGAGGGGGGACUCAAGAGUCUGAUUCCAGAGGGUGCCGUGUGCAGAGGGGAGCUCCUGGGCUCGGGUUGCUUCGGUGUUGUUCAUCGAGGGCUGUGGACACUGCCUAGUGGCCAGAGUAUCCCAGUGGCUGUCAAGUCCCUCCGUGUUGGUCCUGAGGGUCCGAUGGGCACUGAGCUGGGAGACUUCCUGCGAGAAGUGUCUGUUAUGAUGAAGCUAGAGCACCCACACGUGCUGCGCCUGCACGGUCUCGUACUGGGCCAGCCCCUACAGAUGGUGAUGGAGCUGGCGCCACUGGGCUCCCUGCAUGCGCGCCUGACUGCCCCAGCGCCGACACCCCCACUGCCUGUGGCCCUACUGUGCCUCUUCCUGCGUCAGCUGGCAGGAGCCAUGGCGUACUUGGGGUCCCGUGGGUUAGUGCACCGGGAUCUCGCUACCCGUAACCUGCUCCUGGCCUCACCGCGCACCAUCAAGGUGGCAGAUUUUGGACUUGUGAGGCCGCUGGGCGGCGCCCGGGGUCGCUACGUGAUGGGCGGGCCCCGUCCGAUCCCCUAUGCCUGGUGUGCCCCAGAGAGUCUACGCCAGGGAGCCUUCUCUUCUGCCUCUGAUGUGUGGAUGUUUGGUGUGACACUGUGGGAAAUGUUUUCUGGAGGCGAGGAGCCCUGGGCGGGUGUUCCACCAUAUCUCAUCUUACACCGACUGGAGAAGGACCGAGCCAGGCUGCCAAAGCCUCCUCUCUGCUCCAGGGCCCUCUACUCACUCGCCUUGCGUUGCUGGGCUCCUCACCCUGCAGACCGGCCUAGCUUUUCCAGCCUGGAAGGACUUCUUCAAGAGGCUUGGCUUUGUGAAGGACGUUGCGUUAGGGAAGUUACAGAGCCAGGCGCUUUGCGGAUGGAGCCCGGUGACCCCAUCACUAUCAUUGAGGGCAGCUCCUCUUCCCACAGCCCUGACACCACAACCUGGAAGGGUCAGAACGGCCGCACCUUCAAAGUGGGCAACUUCCCGGCGUUAGCGGUGAUACUGCCAGACGUGGGGGGUUCGCCAGUCACCCAUCCAGCCCCUAGAGCCUUCCCUGCCAGGGUAGAGAAAUGCCGAGGAAGCAUGGACGGGGACAGAGAGAAGACAAAGUUCCAGGAUAUAGCAUCAGCACGGGGCCAGAGAAGGAAGGUGCCCCUGCAGAGGAUGAAAGGAAUUUCCAAGAGUCUGGAGUCAGUGCUGUCCCUGGGUCCCCGACCCACAGGAGGUGGUUCAAGCCCUCCAGAACUUCGACAUGCGAGAGCUAUGCCCCAGGGGCUCCCAGACCUGUCUCUGCGCCCACCAGACUUGCCUCCACGCCCACCUUUUAUCUCCAGCUCUUCUCAGCCCAUCCAGCCCCACAAACCACGGCCUCCCUGGCCCAAAUCACACAAUCACCGCACCGGAGUACCUGGAGCCAGCAAAGCCACUGUCCCUUCUGGAGGCCCGUCGUCAGACCCCGAGUGGCAGAGGAAGAUUAUAGAGGUGGAGCUAAGUGUACAUGGAGUCACCCACCAGCAGUGUCAAGUGGCACUGAGAACCUCCGGGGGAGAUGUGGCCUCUGCUAUCCGGAACCUCAAGGUAGACCAGCUCUUCCACCUCAGUAACAGGUCCAGAGCAGACUGUCGGCGCAUCCUGGAGCAUCACCAGUGGGACCUGUCAGCAGCCAGUCGCUACAUCCUGGCCCGGUCCUGAACUCUACAUCCUUGGGGAUGGCUACCAGCAUGGAGAACCUGGCCCACUUGGAGCCUGACCUUAUGGGACCGGACAGAGGCAGACUUUCACACCAAGGGAGAGCUUCCUUGCCGUGAGGAGGUAUAGGAAGUGUGCAGGGCACCAGGUCAGGCACUGAUGAGAGUUUCCUCCAUGCCCUGCUCCUUGGCCUCUGGGGGCUCUGACUGGACCAAGAAGGAUCUAGUUCACUCUGCCUACUACAUUCCCACUUGAACAGGACUUGAAAGAACAAAUCUGCCAAGGAAGCCUCUGCUCACGACAGACAAUGAUCAAGUAGCUGUACUGGACCCUGGACCAACUGUUAGACGGGUCACUAGCUACCUCACUAGACUCCGUGGGACACCCGUCUUAGACACUGACUUGGAGGCUGGGGCCCAAACUGCUUUGGUUUUGGUUUGGAAUCACCAUGGGUGAUGAGAACUCAGUUUUUGGACUCAAGUAUUUUUUUUCUUUAAUACAAAUGCUGUAGA
Messenger RNA from Arvicola amphibius (Eurasian water vole), 2525 nucleotides. It is a transcript of the gene Tnk1, whose product is annotated as tyrosine kinase non receptor 1. Gene Ontology annotation, molecular function: ATP binding; transmembrane receptor protein tyrosine kinase activity; protein binding. The coding region runs from base 1 to 2016 and encodes 671 amino acids. Gene Ontology annotation, cellular component: basal plasma membrane; signaling receptor complex. NCBI's taxonomy places the organism in Eukaryota, Metazoa, Chordata, Mammalia, Rodentia, Cricetidae. The transcript has 12 exons. Gene Ontology annotation, biological process: positive regulation of kinase activity; positive regulation of cell population proliferation; multicellular organism development. The record is from RefSeq and is a predicted model, not a curated record.